Messenger RNA from Vitis vinifera (wine grape), 2394 nucleotides. RefSeq lists its product as uncharacterized. Lineage: Eukaryota; Viridiplantae; Streptophyta; Magnoliopsida; Vitales; Vitaceae. Gene Ontology annotation, molecular function: protein dimerization activity. The transcript is spliced from 4 exons. The coding region runs from base 733 to 2325 and encodes 530 amino acids. The record is from RefSeq and is a predicted model, not a curated record.
UACAUAUGAUUUGUAGGAAUGGGAAUCGAACCUCCAUCUCCAUAUGAAAUAAAGAAUAAGUACUUGGAAAUGGAGUACAAAUAUAUGGAAGCUUAUGUGAACCAACAAAGAGAAAAAUGGAAGACAUAUGGUUGUGCCAUAAUGUCAGAUGGAUGGACAGGGCCCACGAGAUUAAGCAUAAUUAAUUUCAUGGUUUAUUCAAAAGGGAGUACGGUGUUCCUCAAGUCAGUUGAUGCAUCCAACAGUAUCAAAGACCACAAAUACAUAUACAAGCUAUUGAAGAAUGUUAUCAAAGAAGUCAGGGUAGAUAAUGUGGUCCAAAUUGUCACAGAUAACGUGUCAGCAUUUGUGAAAGCAGGGAAGUUGUUGAUGAAAAAGUUUAACUUAUAUUAGACCCAAUGUGCGACACACUGCAUCGACUUAAUGUUUGAAGACAUUGGGAAAAGACCUAGUACUGCCGAGGUAAUACGCAAUGCUCGCAAGAUAACUAACUUCAUUUACAAUCAUUGUUGGUUACUUGCAGAAAUGAGAAAGUACUGUGGUGGAGACAUUGUUCGACCAGGAGCUACAAGGUUUGCUACAAACUAUAUUGCUCUUGAAAGUCUUCUUAAAAAAAGGGCUGAUUUGAAGAAAUUUUUUAUGAGUGAUGAAUGGACACUAUACAAGCUUAGUCGGACAAACAUUGGACGAGAUAUAGAGAAACUAAUGUUUGAUCAUCCGUAUUAGGAUAGAAUGAAACAUGUUGUUUCAUACUUUGAACCACUAUACGUGGUGCUUCGAAUCAUUGAUUCAGAAGUUGUUCCAACAAUGUCGUUUGUGUACAAGCUUAUGCAAGUGAUGAAAGAAAAUCUCAAUCGUCAACAAGUUGGCGAUUGGAUCUUCAAAAUACUUAAAGAUCGUUGGGAGAAAACACUAAAACAUCCACUUCAUGCAGCAGCAUACUUCUUGAAUCCAAGGUUUCAAUAUAGGCGUAGAGUUGGUAGUGAUCCAUAUUUAAUUCAAUCAGUCCAUGAAGUAUUUGCUAAAUUAGACCUACAUGCUGAAUCGGUUGGUCAAUUUGGAAAUGAGCUUGUGCUUUUUCGAGAUGCAAAGAGAGGACUCAGUGAUCGAGCGGCGAUUGCAUCAAGGUCAACCAUGGUGCCCGCUGAAUGGUGGUUGAUGUAUGGGAACCAAACACCUACAUUGAGAAAUUUGGCCAUUAAAGUUCUCUCACAAACUGCGUCAUCUUCUGCUUGUGAAAGAAAUUGGAGCACAUUUGCUUUAAUCCACACAAAGCAACGCAAUCGUUUGGCUUACUCCAGACUACAACAAUUAGUUUUCUGUUACUACAAUAUGAAGCUAAAGUUACGCGAUAUGGAGGCAGAAAAUGAUCGAGUUGCUGAGAAAGAUUACCUUGAUCUUCUUGACAUUUCAGCCGAGGUGGGUGAAGAAAAAGAGAAUCAGUUAUUCCAACGGGUCAGACCUAUACACUUAGAUGAUGAAGUUGGUAAUCCUGAUCCACGAAUUGCUGCUCAUGCUCGAGAAUUUGGAGUUGAUGUUGAACGUGUGUUGUCCGAAGAAGUUCACAGUGAAAGUUUUAGCAAAGAUACUGAGGAUUCAUUUCAAGGGGCAUUGAAUUCCCACCAAGAGGUUUACUCCACAAGUAUUGGCCAAAGUAGUAGACCUAGUGCUGCUGGUACUUCUGCUUCUGGUUACGAUGGUUCAAGAGGUGGAACUGAUGAUGGAAGUGAUCACGCAGGAGGAGAUAUUGGGGAACGCCAACAAAGUCAAUAUCCAAUGAGUCAAUUCACUUAUGAAAAUGAUUUCACGCAUUGCACACAAGAUGAAGACCAUGGCUCUAGAAGAGCUGGUCCAGGUAUAGGAUCUAUUGGGAAGCCAUACAAAGGAAGAGAACGGACGAUGACUUCAUAUAACGAGGAGUUACUUUCAAGGAGUUUUGAAUCUAUGAGUAUAGGAACUCAAUUUAGUGACUCCUCAAAUGAGGCUAACGUUUACCCUCCUUAUGUGAUGGGUUAUGGUCAACCUUCAAGUUCAACUGAUGAAGAGUAUGGUAUCCCGACCUACCCCUCUGCUGCACAAAUGUCUUACCAAGUUCCAUAUCAAAUGCAAGGAGGAUUUGACAUGAACACAUGGGUCAAUCUUGAGUAUCCUAUCCAUGUAGAGGCAGUGGGUAGGACUCAAGAGAUAUAUGCAUGGCAUGUUAGAAUUUUUAACCAAUAUUAUCGAGGCUCAAUGAGUUGGUACCAAUAUUGUCUCCAACAGCAAGACGGGGUUCCUUCAUCUACCAAUUCCAUUGAACCACAUCGAUCCUCAUUUUGGUACUAAAGGGUCAUUGCAAUAUAAUAUGUACAAAUUAUUGAUAUUUAAUGAAAUCAAGUCUUUCAUGAAGCUUCA